AUGCCCGGUGGACACAAAGGUGAAUAUGGGGACGAUGUGGACCCAAUGCCCUUCCUGGACAAGAAGGAGGGCUUUGUCGCGAGGGAGAUCCAGUCCAAACAGGGUGACCAAGUCACCGUGAAGACGAUCACCAACCAGAUGCUCACCGUGAACAGGGAUGGCAUCCAGCAGAUGAAUCCACCCAAAUUCUACCAGGCCAGUGACAUGGCGGACAUGACCUUCCUGAACGAGGCCAGCGUCCUGAACAAUCUAGGCCAACGCUACGUCAACAUGAGGACCUAUACCUACUCAGGCUUGUUCUGCGUGACCAUCAACCCCUACGGGUGGCUGCCCAUCUACGGGGCCCGCGUGGCCAACAUGUACAAAGGCAAGAAGCACACAGAGAUGCCACCCCACCUCUUCUCCAUCUCAGACAACGCCUACCACGACAUGCUCAUGGAUCGUGAAAAUCAGUCCAUGCUGAUCACGGGAGAGUCCGGGGCUGGCAAGACUGAGAACACCAAGAAGGUCAUCCAGUACUUUGCCAACAUCGGAGGAAGUGGCAAAGAGUCCUCGGAUAAGAAGGGGUCCCUGGAGGAUCAAGUCAUCCAGGCGAACCCUGUGCUGGAGGCUUUCGGGAACGCCAAGACCAUCAGAAACAACAACUCCUCCCGCUUUGGCAAGUUCACCCGAAUCCACUUCAGAACCACCGGCAAGCUGGCUGGAGCAGACAUGGAGAGCUAUCUCUUAGAGGAAUUGCGGGUCAUCUCCCAGCAAGCCGCUGAGAGGAGCUACCACAUUUUCUACCAGAUUCUCUGCAACAAGAAGCCUGAGCUUGUGGAAAGCCUGCUGCUGGUCCCCAACCCUAAGGUGUACCACUGGGUGAGCCAGGGCGUCACUGUCGUGGAUAACGUGGACGACGGGGAAGAGCUGCAGAUCACAGACGUGGCUUUUGACGUGCUGGGCUUCAGCACCGAGGAGAAGAUCGGCGUGUAUAAGCUGCCCGGGGGCAUCAUGCACUUUGGCAACAUGAAGUUCAAGCAGAAGGCUAGAGAGGAGCAGGCCGAGGUGGACACCACAGAGGGUAGGUGCGGGGCGGGGGCCAUGCAGGGGGCGCGGGGCUCUCCUGCUUCCUCUUUCUUUCCCUCACCUGCUUUCUCUGUCCCUACUCAGUGGCUGACAAAGUCGCCCACCUCGUGGGUCUCAACUCUGGGGAGCUCCAGAAAGGCCGUCUACGACAAGAUGUUCAAGUGGCUGGUGAUCCGGAUGAACAAGACCUUGGACACCAAGAUGCAGCGGCAGCUCUUCAUCGGGGCGCUGGACGUCGCCGGCCUCGAGAUCUUUGAGUUCAACAGCUUCGAGCAGCUGUGCAUCAACUUCACCAAUGAGAAGCUGCAGCAGUGCUUCAACCACCACAUGUUCGUGCUGGAGCAGGAGGAGCACAAGAGGGAAGGCAUCAGAUGGGUCUUCAUCGACUUUGGCCUUGACCUGCGGGCCUGCAUCGACCUCCUGGGAAAGCCCAUGGGUAUCUUCUCCAUCUUGGAGGAACAGUGCGUCUUCCCCAAGGUCACGGACGCCAUGUUCAAGGCAGCCCUGUACGACAACCACCUGGGCAAGUCCAGCAACUUCCUCAAGUCCAGGGUUAAGGGCAAGGGCAAGGGGCCCGAGACCCACUUCGAGCUCAUCCACUCCGCAGGCACCGGGAGUACCGUGGGUUACAACAUCUCGGGCUGGCUGGAGAAGAACAAAGACCCCCUGAAUGAAACAGUGGUGGGCUUGUUCCAGAAAUCAAGUCUGGGGAUCCUGGGCCUUCUCUUCAAAGAAGAGGAGACUCCAACUGGGACCAAGAAGCAAAAGCGAGGAUCCACCUUCAAGACAGUUUCCAAUUUCUACAGGGAGCAGUUGAACAGGCUGAUGACGACUCUCCACAGCGCUGCCCCCCAUUUCGUCCGCUGUAUUACCCCCAAUGAGUUCGAGCAGUCGGAUUCGUCACAGGGACGCGUGGUGGAUGCCCAGCUGGCUUGCAACGGAGUCCUGGAAGGCAUCCGUAUUUGCAGGAAGGGCUCCCCCAACAGGCUGCAGUACCCAGAGUUCAAACAGAGGUACCAAGUGCUAAACCCCAGCGUGAUCCCUCAGGGGUUCGUGGACAACAAGAAGGCCUCCGAGCUGCUGCUUGGGGCCUUGGGCCUGGAUACGAAUGAAUACAAAAUUGGACACACCAAGCGUGUCUUCCCCGCAGCGGGUAUCCUGGCCAAGCUCGAGGACGUGCGGGACGAGCGCCUGGCCAAGACCACAAUCGUGUUGCAGUGUCGGCUCCGGGGUUUCCUCAUGAGGGUGGAGUUCAAGAAGACGCUGGAACGAAGGCAGCCCCAGCGGGGCAGGGCCACCGAGGCCACACCGAUGGGCCUCAAGGUCAUCCAGCGGAACACACGCAAGUUCUUGCAGCUGCGUUUCUGGGGCUGGUGGAAGCUCUACAACAAGGUCAAGCCGCUCCUGAACGUGGCUCGGCAAGAGGAGGAGAUGAAGGCCAAGGAGGAGGAGCUGAGGAAUGCUAUGGCCAAGACCCAGGAGUUGCUAGGCAAGGUCAAGGAGCUGGAGGAGAAGACAGCCACGCUCGGCCAGAAGAAGAACGACCUCACCAUCCAGCUGCGGGCGGAGCAGGAGAACCUGAUGGACGCGGAGGAGCGCCUGACGCAGAUGAUGAAGGCCAGGAUGGAGCUGGAGAGCCAGAUCUCCGACAUGCGGGAGCGGCUGGAGGAGGAGGCGGGCACGUCGGCCUCGCUGAGCGCCACCAAGCGCAAGCUGGAAGGGGAGCUGAGUGGCCUCAAGUGGGACCUGGAGGGCCUGGAGACCACGCUGGCCAAGACGGAGAAGGAGAAGCAUGCCCUGGAUCACAAGGUCCGCACCCUGACUGGGGACCUCUCACUUCGAGAAGACUCCAUCGCCAAGCUCCAGAAGGAGAAGAGGGCCCUGGAGGAGCUGCACCAGGAAACCCUUGACGACCUGCAAGCUGAGGAGGACACCUGA
Messenger RNA from Phacochoerus africanus (Common warthog), 3006 nucleotides. RefSeq names its product myosin-16-like. Gene Ontology annotation, cellular component: vesicle; myosin complex; cytoplasm. The record is from RefSeq and is a predicted model, not a curated record. Lineage: Eukaryota; Metazoa; Chordata; Mammalia; Artiodactyla; Suidae. Gene Ontology annotation, molecular function: actin filament binding; ATP binding; microfilament motor activity. Gene Ontology annotation, biological process: vesicle transport along actin filament; actin filament organization.